Messenger RNA from Punica granatum (pomegranate), 1390 nucleotides. The record is from RefSeq and is a predicted model, not a curated record. NCBI's taxonomy places the organism in Eukaryota, Viridiplantae, Streptophyta, Magnoliopsida, Myrtales, Lythraceae.
CCCCAUUUUAUAUUCCGGAAGCUGAAGUCAUUUAAUUAAUGGCAGUUUAUAUAUAUAAUCUCAAAUAUAUAUAUAUAUAGUAUGAAUAAGCAAUUCCUUGGUCAUAGAUCUCAUCAACUUAAUUUGAACCAUUUCUUCCAUUGAUCAAUUCAUAUCAGAGAAGUCACGGUGUUUUGCAUACAUCGGCCUGCAGAUAUGUUGGCCCUAAGCCCUCCUCUGUUCUCAUCCAACGGAUGGCUCGUUGAUGACUCCAUGAGCCAUCAACAACAACAACAACAGCCACCACAACAACCACCAGCUGAUUAUUAUCAACAACACUUCUCCGGCAUCCCGAAAGAACUUUUGUCCCCACCGCAGCAAUCCCUUCUCCACUUCUAUUUCUCUCAGCCGUCCGAUGAUCACCCACAGCAGCUCGACUGCUUCGAUCCCGUGACUCCCUCCCCCAAGGCUGCCAGUGGUGACCCCAGCAUGGUCAAGAAGCUCAAUCACAAUGCCAGCGAGCGCGACAGGCGCAGGAAGAUCAACGGCCUUUACUCAUCCCUCCGGUCAUUGCUUCCUGCAUCCGAUCAAACGAAGAAACUGAGUAUCCCGUCAACGGUGUCCCGCGUACUGAAGUACAUCCCGGAACUUCAGCAGCAAGUCCAGAAGCUCGCCAAGGAGAAGGAAGACCUCCUCAUGCGGAUUCCUUCAAAGAAUGAGGCUGAAGAGGACAGUCCAUCGGCCUACUACCGAGGAGGACUCGGCAUACGGCAGAGGACUAACAGCAGUGCUUCACCGGAGGUCGUGGCUGACGAGAGACGAUCUGUGUCUGCAAACCGGCUGAGUGAAAGAGAAGUUGCGGUUCAGAUAUCCACCAAGAAAGAAACCGAGAGCCCAUUGCCUGAGAUACUGCUUAAUCUGGAGAGGGACGGGUUUUCUCUCGUAAACGCUUCCACUUUUGAGUCCUUUGGUGACAACAGGGUCUUCUACAAUCUCCAUGUUCAGGUAACAUAUUUGGACCUAACUUUUAUCUGUCAGGAUGAAAGGAUUAACGCAUCAGACUGCGACAAGGUGCGGGAGAAAAUCUUAUCUCUGUGCCGGAAGAGCGACCGUGUCCUUCCCAAAAGACCUGGUAUCCAUUGAUUUGUGGAUCGAUAUUAAUUACUUCAAAUCAUUGUCGUAAAAAAUAUUCAAUACGUCGCAGCACUUAAACCUGCCAGAGGAACUAUUGCCCUCUCGUAGGAUGAAUCGUGUUAAGCAUGCGACGGCCUAAUCAUAAGUACUUUCUCAAUCCUAACAGAGUGCCAUAUAUGUUCAUCGAGCUUAACUAAGAUGUGUAAUGGAUACUAUAAACAAAGAUGUCAAGUUUCCAUGAGAGCUCAAAUGCAAGAUUCUUGGGUUGUGCAUGUAA